AUGUCGACAUAUCCUUCACCAUUACCGUCGCAAUCUCCACCGGAACAUUACGUCACACCGCCUCUCACGGUGAUCCUCACCGUGGUUCUCCUCGUCUUCUUCUUCAUAGGUUUCUUCACUCUCUAUUUUUGCAAGUGUUUCCUCGAUACAAUGAUGCAAGCUUGGCGUCUCCACCACGGUGGAGUCACUGAAGCUGACGAUAAUCCUCUUCAACCACCCGAAGCUCCUCCGGUAAAUCCCGGCCUCGAACUUCGGAUCAUAAACUCGUUCCCUACUUUUCCUUAUUCCUCCGUUAAAGAUCUCCGAGAAGAGAAAUACGGCCUCGAAUGCGCCAUUUGUUUACUCGAAUUCGACGGCGAUCACGUCCUACGUCUCUUAACCUCGUGUUAUCAUGUUUUCCACCAAGAAUGUAUCGAUCUUUGGUUCGAAUCUCAUAGAACUUGUCCUGUAUGUCGCCGUGAUCUUGAUCCUCCUCCUCAACCACAAGAAAACACUAACACAAAUCUUUCUAACGUCGAUGAAAUGAUCAUCGACGUGAUUCAAGAAACCGACGACGACGAUGAUCAUAAUCAGACAACAACACCGAUUGAUACUUGGCCUUCUUCAGGACAGAGUAGUUGUAUCAAAAAGGAGCAAACUUUACCUGAGAAAUUCUCGAGAUCGCAUUCUACAGGACAUUCGAUAGUGAGAAACAAACCAGAGGAAGAAGAUAAGUAUACAUUGAGAUUACCAGAACAUGUGAAGAUUAAGGUUACAAGAGGACAUAGCCAAACAGAGAGUUGUGUUACUUUUGCAGAACUUGUUAGAAACAGAGGAUAUGAUCAUCGCCGGUUUGGUGAAGUUUCCGGUCAAACACCGGUUAAACAACCGGAAAAUUGA
Molecule: messenger RNA, 879 nt
Organism: Arabis nemorensis
Lineage: Eukaryota; Viridiplantae; Streptophyta; Magnoliopsida; Brassicales; Brassicaceae
Source: the annotation of a GenBank genome assembly